Kwoniella botswanensis is the source of this 885-nucleotide messenger RNA. RefSeq lists its product as uncharacterized. Gene Ontology annotation, molecular function: nucleobase transmembrane transporter activity. The record is from RefSeq and is a predicted model, not a curated record. Lineage: Eukaryota; Fungi; Basidiomycota; Tremellomycetes; Tremellales; Cryptococcaceae. Gene Ontology annotation, biological process: nucleobase transport; transmembrane transport. The transcript is spliced from 8 exons. Bases 1 to 885 code for a protein of 294 amino acids. Gene Ontology annotation, cellular component: plasma membrane.
AUGGUGGGACCCUUCAUCGUUCUCAAUGCUAUACCAGGGGCAGUAUGGGGGCUCGUCUUUCCAGCAGUUUGUCGAACCACUUUUGGUGUCUUUGGUACUUUUUGGCCGAUAUUCACGCGUGCCACAAUCGCAUGCGUUUGGUGGGGAUCCCAGUUAAUCAAAAAUACCAUGCCCGCUAGUACGGGCACCUCGACUGACUAUGUAAUCUCAUUCACCAUCUUCUGGCUCUUAUCAUUGCCUACAAUAUGGGUACCGAUCCACAAACUCCGAUGGUUACUAUUGGCCAAAGCGAUCGUAGGUCCAAUGGCCGGUCUGACACUCCUCGGAUGGUCAGUCAAACGAGCUGGUGGAGCUGGACCGAUAUUCAGUCAACCUGCUACUUUGAAAGGGUCGAAACUCGCUUGGCAGAUGGUCACUAGUAUAGGCGAUUGUUUUGGUAAUCUGGUGACUCUGAUUGUGAACGCACCUGAUUUCGCCUCAAGAGCCAAAACCCCCUCUGCCUCUGUAUGGUCACAACUGAUCACCAUGCCACUCGGGUUCUCAAUCACUUCCUUCCUCGGUAUCGUAAUUUGCUCUUCAAGUGCUGUGCAGUGGGGUCAGCCCAUCUGGAACGUUGUGAAGAUCAUGGAAGCGAUGUUGGAUGGAGCCGAUUCCAGCAGAAGAGCAGGAUUGGCUUUUAUCGCCAUGGGUUUCAUAUACGUAACUCUCUUGAUGAACGUGGUGGGCAACUCGAUCGCGGCAGGAUGUGAUUUCACUGCCUUGUUCCCUCGAUACCUAUCAAUCAGAAGGGGUGGUUAUAUAGCUGCGAUAGUUGGGAUUUGCAUAAAUCCCUGGCUAUUGUACAAAUCACCGCAAACAUUGACCAAGUUCCUCGCUCGCUGCUAA